Molecule: messenger RNA, 595 nt
Organism: Triplophysa rosa
Lineage: Eukaryota; Metazoa; Chordata; Actinopteri; Cypriniformes; Nemacheilidae
Product: eukaryotic initiation factor 4A-III-like
Exons: 4
Coding region: 42-389 (115 amino acids)
Cellular component (GO): catalytic step 2 spliceosome; nucleolus
Molecular function (GO): RNA helicase activity; mRNA binding
Source: RefSeq, a predicted model, not a curated record
AGUGACUGUGUGUGUUUCAGGUGGACUGGCUGACAGAGAAGAUGAGAGAAGCAAACUUCACUGUGUCAUCUAUGCAUGGAGACAUGCCACAGAAAGAGAGAGAGUCUAUCAUGAAGGAGUUCAGAUCUGGAGCCAGUCGAGUGUUGAUCUCCACAGAUGUUUGGGCCAGAGGUCUGGAUGUUCCUCAGGUUUCUCUCAUCAUCAACUAUGAUCUGCCCAACAACAGAGAGCUGUACAUUCACAGGAUUGGUCGAUCGGGGCGUUACGGCAGGAAGGGUGUGGCCAUCAACUUUGUGAAGAAUGAUGACAUUCGUAUCCUGCGUGAUAUCGAGCAGUACUACUCCACACAGAUCGAUGAAAUGCCCAUGAACGUUGCUGAUCUGAUCUGAUCGGAGAUGUUGAAUGCAGGCUGAAACUUCCAAUAACACUUUUAUUCUCAUUCGGAUCUUAUUUUUCCACCUCUUGUCUUUUUUUUAUUUUUAAUUUCCUCUAGUGUUUUUAUGUAGUUUGAGCGAGUCAUUGGAUAUUGUGUUUAAGUAACGGCUGUUCCAUGCUCUUCGUUGGAUUUUGUAAAUAAAGAUUCUUUGUCACAGUC